AUGUCCUCUUUUUUUCCUCUCCUCCUAUUUGCUCGCAUUGUCCUCCUCAAUUCUGCUUUUAUUCUUUCUUCAUUCUCUUCUUCUUUAUCUUCUUCUUCUUUCUGCUCUCCUUUCUUUCCUUCUCGCUUCAUCUUUCCUUCUUUCGUCUCUUCUUCUCCAUGUCAACUUCUUUCUCCUCCUUCUUGCGCAUCUCUUCUCUCCUUCUCCAUGUCCCCUUCUUUCGUCUCUCCUGUUUUUUUGCUCUUUUUUUCCUCCUUUCUUUCUCUCCUGCUUGCUUCGUCUUUCUUUCGUCUCUCUUAUCUUUUCUUCUUCUUCUUUUCUCCUGCUACAUUCUUCUUCGUUUCUUUCUUAUUUCCUCCUUCUUUCGUCUGUCUUCACCCCCUCCUUCUUUCGUCUCUCCUUCUUUUUACUCUUUUUCCCUUUUUUUCCUUCUUCACCAUGCUCUCCUUCCUUUCUUUCCAUUUACUUCUUUCAGCCUCCCCUUUUUCUCUCUCUUUCGUCUCUCUUCUCUCCUCCGUGUACUUCUUUCUUCUCUCCUUUUCUUCCUUCUCGCUUCAUCUCUCUUUCUUAUUUCUUCUCAUUCUUUCUUCCCCUUUUUUUCGUUUUUCUCUUCUCCUUCAUUUUUGCUCUCUUUUUCUUUCUCCUCUCUUUCUUGCUUCUCUCUUGCUUUCUUCGUCUCUCCUCCUUUCGUCUCUCUUCUCUCCUUCUGAAUCUUCUCUUUUUCCAUCUUCUUCCUUCUCUUUUUUUCUCUUUCCCUUCUUUCUGUACUUUUUCUUUCUUUUGCUUCUUCCUUCUGAUCUCGUUUUUCUUUCCUUCUUUCGUCACUCCUUCUCUUCCUUCCUUUUCUUAUUUUCUUCUUUCUUCUCUUCCGCUUGCUUCAUCUUAUUUUUCUUCUCGUUCUUCCUUUUGCUCUCUUUUUCCUUCAUCUUCCUUCUCUUUUUCCUUCUUCUGUCUCUUCUCCUUUUAUAUCUACUUUUUCUUUGUUUUCCCUCUUCUCUCCUUUUCUUUUUCUUUCUUUCUUUCUUCUGUCUAUCUUUUUUCGUCACUUCUCUCCUGCUUACUUCCUUCUACUCUUCUUUCUUUCUUCAUUCCUUCCUUUUUUUUCUUGUUAAUAUUUUUUCUUGUAAACAUUUCUCUACUUUUACAAAUUUUUUCUUUUUCCAAUUCCUCCAAUGCCUCAUCACGGUUAAAAACAACUCCGACUGCUGCCAUUUUCUGUUUUUCCCUUUCGCUGCUCCUGCUGCUUCCUGGACUAUUCCUGACUAUUAUGGCUGCAUCUGCAACUACACUGGCUCGACACUGCCACUACUCCUCACUUUCAAUCGUUUUAACUUCUCUCUCUCCUCUUCUCCAUCUUUCUUCCGAUUCGCGACAGAUUUCUCCGUCGUCUUCUUCCUCUCUUCCACACUUCCACACUUCCACGCCUUGCUGCACAUAUUUUCCGAAAAUCUAUAUAUGGUCAUUGCCUUUAAAUUUUCAAACUGUUUCGCUUCAUGA
Molecule: messenger RNA, 1497 nt
Organism: Acanthosepion pharaonis
Lineage: Eukaryota; Metazoa; Mollusca; Cephalopoda; Sepiida; Sepiidae
Source: the annotation of a GenBank genome assembly